AAACCCACUUUUAUUUUUUUAAAAUACCAAAAUCACCCUUCCCAUUUUAUCCAAAAACAAAGAACCUAGUCAGCGCUUGUUCUCUGAAGUCACUGCGUUUCUCCUCCGAUCCAUUCGUUGGUGUCGUCCUCCAUCUGCGGCGGCGGCGACGUCGUCAUCGUCAUUAGCGGCGGCGACGUCGUCGUCGUCAUUAGCGGCGUGAGCGUCCAUUGUCGUCAUCGUCCGUCGUCCUUGGUCUGCGCUGCACUGCUCUGCGCUGGUCAUGCGUCUACUCUACUCUGCUUCCCACUGGUGGUGUGUCGCUUCCGUCGUGUUCCCUCGCCGUGGAUCGCUACGCCGCUACUCGCGUCGCCACACCUCGCCGCACCUCGCCUUGUUGCCUGAAGUCGAUCUGCCAAAACAGGCUUCGCCUCAUGAUUUCUUUUGGGGUGGAGGUCGAGAUGGAAAAGGCUUAAACUAUCUUGGUCGCUUAUUGAUGAAGCUAAGAUCAGAGUUUCUUGGCGAGUCGUCAUCAUCGUGCGAACAAUUGAAGUUUUUAACACUUGUCUGAUCAAUGAGCAUGAUCAAAUUGAUCCAUUUUGAGGGUUUGGGUGAGUGCUGAUUGGACAUUACUGCAACUUUAGUUAGAAUCUAUGUAGUUAUUUUGUUGACAUCCUAGUUGAUAAUGAACUUGUCCAAGAAAGUAUCCCAAACGACGAUGUCAGCUCCUUGAUGAUAUAACCCCUGAUUUCAAGGUCGUGGGAGAAGAGUCCCAAGGUCUUAAUGACCUUUCUUUAGCAGGCUUAUCCAUACAUGAUGAGAUUGAAGGCUUGAUGUUUCAUUCUUCUAAAGGAAGUAGAUAUAUAUUCAAUGAGCAGGAAGAAUUAUCUCAGCAGCACAUUAAUGGCAAUAACUUUACUGAUAGACCAAGGUUUUUCAAUUCUAGCUUUCGGGAGGAUCCAUCUUCAGGAAGCACUUUGAACACCUCAGCAAAUUCUUGGGAUAGGCCAAUUAGGAGUGCCAACAAGCUUGUUAGCAGUGGUCAAGAGGGGUUUACUUAUGAUGAUAACUCAGGACAUGGAUUCUUAAAUGACAUCUUUGCUGAGAAUGCAAUCGUGGAUGAUACUAAUUUGAACCCUUUGGAGUUCUGAACUUGUUGGGACACCUGAUGGACUCAAGUCUGCUCUUUCAGAAUCGGUUGUUAUUAAUGUUAUUGUUGAUCUUUAUGCCGGUUCAGAGAAUGGGGGUUGUUAUUAAUGUUAUUGUUGAUCUUUAUGCCGGUUCAGAGAAUGGGAGGCUGCAACACAAGAAUUGAUUUCCA
Molecule: messenger RNA, 1300 nt
Organism: Arachis duranensis
Lineage: Eukaryota; Viridiplantae; Streptophyta; Magnoliopsida; Fabales; Fabaceae
Product: riboflavin biosynthesis protein PYRR, chloroplastic
Exons: 3
Coding region: 263-550 (95 amino acids)
Source: RefSeq, a predicted model, not a curated record